CCCUCCUUAUCGCCCCCGUGGUCGGCUCCUGCGUUGCCCUCCUCCAGCGUUCAUCGCAGCGAACGUCAAGCCUAACCCUCACCCUUGAGCGCUCUCUGACGGUUAUCCAACCCACCAACUCAGUGGCACAACGGACAAGAGCCUCUGCUACCCCUACCGAUCAUGAAGCCAGGGACCCCCGCUAAGGCGCCCACCAACCAGGCCGCAAUCGCGAGCGCUGACGAGGCGCUCCUCGCUGAGCUUGGGUACAAGCAGGAGUUCAAGCGCGCUUUCAGACCGAUAGAGGUAUUCGGCGUAUCCCUCUCCAUCAUCGGCCUCCUACCAUCCAUCGCCUCUGUACUAUUCUACGCGCUCCCGAAUGGCGGUGGUCCCGGGAUGGUGUGGGGCUGGUUUGCCGCCUCCAUCCUCAUCCUAUCGGUGGCGGCCGCGAUGGGUGAGCUGGCGAGUGCGGCGCCGACGAGUGGUGGUCUAUACUUCUGGACGUACUCGCUGUCUUCGCCGCGAUGGAGGACAUUGUUGUGUUGGAUCGUGGGAUACGCAAACACGAUUGGCUCAGUGGCCGCCGUCGCGAGCAUCGACUGGGGGUGCGCGGUGCAGGUGAUGGCGGCAGCGGGGAUUGGAUCCGGUACCAAUGAAUCUGGAGAGCCUGACUUCAUGCCGACGAAUGCGGAGAUGUUCGCCACCUACGCGCUCCUCCUUGUCACGCACGCGCUGUUGUGCUCGAUUGGGACGCAAGCGAUCGCGCGAUUACAGAGCUUUUACGUGGGGGUGAACGGACUUCUAUGCCUCGCUCUCCUCAUCGCCCUACCUAUAUGUACGCCAGCCGACAAGCGCAACAGUGCCUCGUUUGCGCUUGGAAGUGAGGGAUGGGUGAACCUGAACGGCUGGCCAUCCGGCUUCGCCUUCAUUAUGAGCUUCCUCGCGCCACUUUGGACGAUUUGCUCCUUCGACUCCGCCGUGCACAUCUCCGAGGAGGCUACGAACGCCGCGCGCGCCGUACCCAUGGCAAUCGUAGGCGCAUGUGCGGUUGGUGGGGUAGUUGGGUUCGCCAUCAACAUCGCCCUCGCGUUCUGCAUGGGCACGGAUAUCGAGGCGCUGUAUGAUGCGGAGCAGCCAUUGGCCGCCAUCCUCCUUCCUGCGUUUGGGCAGAAGGGCACGCUCGCUUUUUGGGCGUUCGUGGUUGCGGUGCAGUAUAUGAUGGGGUCGAGUAUGCUCCUCGCCGCAAGUCGGCAGACUUUCGCGUUCAGCCGCGAUGGAGCCCUCCCCUUCUCCAAUUGGCUCUACCGGAUGAAUGACUUUACGGGGACGCCGGUCAAUACGGUCUGGUUCGUCGCGUUCCUCUCCCUCCUGCUCGGCCUUCUCGCCUUCGCCGGCGACCAGGCUAUCAACGCGGUGUUCUCGUUGAGUGUCAUCGCGCUAUAUAUCGCCUAUACAAUCCCCAUCGUCGCGCGCUUCACGGGCGACAACGACUUCAAGCCGGGCCCGUUCUCGUUGGGAAGAUGGUCCUUCCCCAUCUCCUUCCUUGCCGUUGCCUUUAUGACCCUCAUGUCUGUCGUCUUCCUGUUCCCCGCCACGCCGAACCCCGCCGUCCCGGACAUGAACUACUCGGUAGUUGUUCUGGGCGGCGUGCUCGGCGCGUCGGUGGUGUAUUUCUAUGUCCCUAGGUAUGGCGGGAGGCAUUGGUUUACGGGGCCGGUGAGUACGGUGGACGGCCCUGUAGGUACGGUGGACGGCUCCAUGAGCGCUGUGGAGGUGGGUGUGCGAGGAGGGAGAGGUGGGACGACGGUCGAAGGAGAGUCAGAGGAAAGUCGGAAAAGCUCGCGAGAUGACGAUUCGAAGACAUCAGAGGAUCGGAAGGGUGGCGAUGUCGAUGUGCAAGUGUUGGAGAUAUAGACACAAGAUUAGACCGAAGUGUGGUGAUUAUAAAACUAGAGAAGCUUCGGCGAGGCCGGCUUCCAACCUUGCUUGCGAA
This is a messenger RNA of Schizophyllum commune H4-8, 1972 nucleotides long. Its product is annotated as amino acid transporter. The record is from RefSeq and is a predicted model, not a curated record. NCBI's taxonomy places the organism in Eukaryota, Fungi, Basidiomycota, Agaricomycetes, Agaricales, Schizophyllaceae. Gene Ontology annotation, molecular function: transmembrane transporter activity. Gene Ontology annotation, biological process: amino acid transport; transmembrane transport. Bases 163 to 1893 code for a protein of 576 amino acids. The transcript is spliced from 17 exons. Gene Ontology annotation, cellular component: membrane.